Molecule: messenger RNA, 1434 nt
Organism: Psammomys obesus (fat sand rat)
Lineage: Eukaryota; Metazoa; Chordata; Mammalia; Rodentia; Muridae
Gene: Ptx4
Product: pentraxin 4
Exons: 3
Coding region: 1-1434 (477 amino acids)
Source: RefSeq, a predicted model, not a curated record
AUGGGCUGCUUGAGGAAGAAAACCCUAUCUUUUCUCUUCAUUUUUGUGUCCAUCUAUGUACACGGGACUCUGUUGCAGGAAGCUGUCUCAGCUGGGCAAAGAAAACCAUUCUUCGAGAGGCUCCGUAGACUAGAAGAGCAGUUUCGGAGAUUCCAACAGGUGACCCUAACACACCUGCAGGACAUUGCCAACAACUACAAUGUGUGCUACAAUAUGGAUGCCCGCUUCCAGAACCUGGCGGAAGAGAACCAAGCCACAGCUCUAGCAGUAAACCAGUCUCAAGCUGCCAUACAAGGGGAUGUGGCCCACCUAAAGACCUGGUUUAGGAAGAGCCAGCGCAGGAGCCGGAAGAUGGACAUCCGGCUCCAAGCCUUGGACCUCUCUCUGAACACAAAGAGCAGGCAGUGGGUGGAGGUGGAAAAGGAGCAAAAGGCACAGAAGGAGGCUAUUGCAAGCCUGGCCCUGAGCAUGACGGCUCUACAGGACGCUCUGACCAGCUUGACACAGCAAGUCCAUAACCAGGAUGCCAGGCUUGCUGCUCUUGAGGGCCGGAAGCAGAGGGCCUCUUCUAGCACUGCAGCCUUGGGACUGACGACAGCACCCGCCCCCAACCUUGCUCAGCGAGGCUCAGCUUCCUUGCAACUGUGGAGGGACAGCCAGGCAUCCCAGCCUUCACCCCAGCACAGGAGUUCCCCCCAAGACUUCACUGUCCGUGUCCAGGAGAUGCAGAAGUUCCAAGCCCCAAGCAGCCAUCAAGUAGCUCCACCAAGGACCCACCAAGGACCAGGAAACAUUUGCAGCACGGGCCCAGUACUGAUCUUUCCCAACACCUCCACUGAAAAUGUGAUCUUUCUUAGCCCCGGCUUCCUCAUGCCCCUACGAGCCCUGUCCUUCUGUAGUUGGGUCCGAGUGGCCACCAGCCACCUGGGCACACUCCUUUCCUAUGCCACCAAAGACAAUGACAACAAGCUAGUACUGCAUGGCCGAGACUCCCUGGUCCCCGGCUCCAUCCACUUCGUGAUUGGUGACCCGGUCUUCAGGGAAUUGUCCCUGCAACCACUACUGGACGGUCAGUGGCACCACAUUUGUAUCAUCUGGACAUCCAUGGAGGGCAAGUACUGGCUCCACAUAGACAGAAGAACAGUAGCCACUGGCUCCCACUUCAGAGAGGGCUAUGAGAUCCCUCCUGGUGGGUCCCUUGUGCUGGGCCAGGAACAAGACACUAUGGGGGGUGAGUUUGACAGCUCUGAGGCCUUUGUAGGGAGCAUAUCUGGAUUGGCCAUCUGGGACCGGGCACUGGUCCCAAGAGAAGUUGCAAACUUGGCUACUGGGAAAGAGUUCCCGACAGGUGCCAUCCUGACACUGACCAAUGUCACGUCAGUGGGUGGAUUCGUGCAGACAGCCAAAUGUACCUGCCUAGAGCAAUGUCCAUAG